GAGAUCAGUAAAGCACGCAGUCGCGUGCAUUAAAAUCGAUGAAAGCUUUCAGCUAGCGCCGUCAGACCACUUUAUCUGUAACGUUAAAUGUGAUUGUGUAAUGCUAAUGUUAAAUGUGUAGUGUUAAAUCCAUCGCCAAGUCUCUUUGGUGGCGAGCACGCGGUUGGAGCGGAAGUCCUCCGCUAUCGCCUUCUGCUUUCCCACACGUCGUUCAGCCAACCACACUUCUGUCGUGGCAGAUACCGUGCUCACUCGUACCCUGCUGGCCCUUCUGAUGUGACACUGGCGCUGUUGCGAGUGGCCUUUCGUGAAUGCACGGCAGAAAGCAGUUUCACUCUUCGAGAACAAUCUGUGUCAAGCUACAAAAAUGGUACUAGCGGAACGUAUCGGAAGUGGGGAGGCCGAGAAAGGGAGAGGUAUCGCAGGUGAUUCAUGGGCUUUGGCUAAAACCCACUUCUGCAAGAUCGUCGUGGCGUCCUUGGUGCCAUUUACCAUGAUGCACUGGUGCUUGGACGUGACACAACUCAAGAUGACAGUGAAAAGAGCUUCGCCUCAACUUCCUUGGCAUUCGGAGGUCAUCAGCUUAAGUGGAAAAAACCACGAAAGGUCUCUCAAGCUGACUGGUGUUCCUAAGGAUGUUUUAACCGAUAGCAGGCGAGCAAACGUGUCAUCAGUGAAUCUUUGUCCUCUAAUAUCGCCGAACUUAGUCGGCGACAUCCCAAUCAAAAUGGAUGUGCCAUCUCUCGAGGCUGUAGAGAACGAGUUCCCGGAAGUCGGGCAAGGAGGUCGCUUCGGGCCGAAGGAAUGUACUUCGAGACAUAGAGUUGCCAUACUUGUUCCCUACAGGAACCGCUCCAAGCACCUCAAGAUAUUUAUCUACAACAUCCACAAAGUACUCUCUCGGCAACAGAUAGACUACGGUAUCUUCGUGAUUGAGCAGGGAGACGCCGCUGGCUUUAACCGAGCGAAGCUGCUCAACGUCGGUUACGUCGAAUCGACAGCCUUGUACGACUACCAGUGCUUCGUAUUCCACGACGUCGACAUGGUUCCUCUGGAUGACAGAAAUGUGUACACGUGCCCAGAGCAACCGAGGCAUAUGUCUGUUAACGUCAACAACAAAUCCACGCUACAAAACCAUGGCUACAAGAUUUAUAGGCGUCCACAAGAUGUGGCGAGGUACUUCACCCUCGCCCAUGUGAAAAGCAAGCCAAGCGAGAAAAGGAUGAAGCUCUUAAAGCACUGGCGGAGCCGCGUCACCACGGACGGUCUAAACAGCCUGAAGUACAGACGCCUGGACAUAGCGUUCAAGAAGCUCUACACUUGGAUACUGGUAGACCUGCGAGAGCCCAAAUGACCUUCAAGAAGAGCUCACCGGAAGCGACGCUCUAGAAUUCACGCUUCCAUGGCAGUCCAGAAUGUACAAAUAACUGCACCGUCGCAUAGGUUUUCCGGCCAAAGUCGCAUACUUCAAAUAGCAAGUGCGAUACAGCGCGGCAAGCGGAAUUGCGACAGGGAGAAUACAACACAAGUGCCAGUCUUCGCCUUGUCAGUCUUCGUUUUGUCGCGCUGGAUUGCAUUUCUGAAGACAUGCCAACCGACUGGUCCAACAUCGCUCACUGCUGCGUAUUUGAAACAUUGACCACGUGCAACAGUGUUUCAUAAUACUGCGACCUAUUUUGAACAGAUUGCAACUACUUAUCAAUUUACUAACUUUCCUCUUCGACGGACGAUAUGUUUUCUAUGACGUGUUCGCAGCAGCAUUUUCAAAGGGAUGUUGUCGCUGUGACCUUGGCACGGAACCAGUGAAAUGUGUGAUUUUUUGUUUCUUGUUUAUCUCUUUUUUUUUGGUGUGACACUCAUCGGAAGCUGUAUCUAGUGUCAUCAACACGGACAGGCGCCGCAGUUUCUGCGAAUAUUUGUGGACUGUGAGCUUGAGUGUUUCCUUCGGGCUGUAACUUUCUUUCAAUUUUUUU
Dermacentor silvarum is the source of this 1973-nucleotide messenger RNA. Its product is annotated as beta-1,4-N-acetylgalactosaminyltransferase bre-4. The record is from RefSeq and is a predicted model, not a curated record. Bases 368 to 1354 code for a protein of 328 amino acids. The transcript has 7 exons. Gene Ontology annotation, biological process: glycosphingolipid biosynthetic process; carbohydrate metabolic process. Lineage: Eukaryota; Metazoa; Arthropoda; Arachnida; Ixodida; Ixodidae. Gene Ontology annotation, molecular function: N-acetyl-beta-glucosaminyl-derivative 4-beta-N-acetylgalactosaminyltransferase activity.